Molecule: messenger RNA, 477 nt
Organism: Trichoplax adhaerens
Lineage: Eukaryota; Metazoa; Placozoa; Uniplacotomia; Trichoplacea; Trichoplacidae
Exons: 3
Molecular function (GO): protein binding
Source: RefSeq, a predicted model, not a curated record
UGCUGUGCUACUGCUCAUUUUGGCCUAACUCAAACAUUAGAUGAAAUGCAAUUUGAUCGAGGAAUAUGGGCAAGUGCUGUCAAUGGUGACUUACAACGUCUUAAGCGAUUCUUAGCUAAAGGAACUGACGUCAAUGUUACCGAUAAAGCCGGCUAUACCGCAUUGCAUUAUGCUAGUCGUCAUGGACACUAUGAAUUUUGCAAAACCCUCCUGGAGAAUAAUGCCACAGUUGAUUGUUUAACCGGCAGUGGUAAAUCAACUCCUUUGCAUCGUGCAGCUGGCCAGGGACAUUUAAAGAUUAUAAAUUUACUCUUAAAAUACUCCGCUAGCUGCAGCCUUCAAGAUGCAGAUGGCAAGAAUGCUGCUCAUAAGGCGGCGGAAAACGGAUACAAGGAUAUUGUCUAUCUACUACAAAAAUACAAUCCGAAUGUACUGGAGGUCAAGGAUAACAAGGGCAAAACACCUCAUGAUUACCUU